Molecule: messenger RNA, 1155 nt
Organism: Colletotrichum lupini
Lineage: Eukaryota; Fungi; Ascomycota; Sordariomycetes; Glomerellales; Glomerellaceae
Exons: 12
Coding region: 1-1155 (384 amino acids)
Source: RefSeq, a predicted model, not a curated record
AUGUCAAUACAUACGUCUCAGCCACUCAUAAGGUUCGCCAGCGGGACUUUCUCGCAAAAACAAGAGCGCUCUAGGGACCCUGCCUGGCCUGCCACGCAUUCGCGAUCUUGGCGACGCCGUUCGCAGAGUUCUUGCGACUAUCGAUUGAAGACGGAUACCUAUCUCAACGGCUGCCAGUCGCUCGAUGAGGAUAAUCUUCCAACCUCGCCUGGCAGAUCAUACCCACCCAGCAUCCCAAUCAAUAGCGAUCCAAAGACGCCUGACAGAGCUUCCUUGGCCUUGAUCACAAAGUUCCUUAGAAUCUCAAGAAUCAGGACCAACAUGGCGAGCCAGGGUCUCUUCGAAACCGCGAAACCCCUUGCAAUCCCACCAUGCGUGCAAAUCAGCAACAGCGCAAAAGUGCGUUGUACCGGAACGGCCGAGACUCGUGCAGGAGGAGACCAAACCUCUUUGAGCCAGCCGAUCUGCCGUCCUACGGGCCUGCUUACGCCAAGCCCUUCCGGCCCACGAGACUCUCGAAACUCAACCGAAGAGUCGACAAGACUUUUGCAGCUUUUGCAGCUUUCUCGUAGAAUAGCCAUAGAGCGAACUGAUCCAUUCAUCUUGAUAACAUCAUUUCCUGGCCUUGUUUUGGAUUCUCGUGUGUACGAUACAGUGGGUGAGCAACACGAUAUUGACGACGACUUUGAACUUCACGUGUAUUCCAUUGCCCUUUCAACCACUAUCAAGCCAAACCCCUAUAUGCAUGGGCGGAUUGCGGCGCAGUACAGCGGCGACUCCGUUAUCGGUACCCUCACUUCCCGGCUGACCAACAUCGCGUAUGGUGGAUACACCUACUCAAGCAAAGUCAAAAUUGGCAACGAUCUUGGUCAUGACCGCCGGAAACCUGGGUCUGGUGGUCAGCUUAUCGAAAAUCUGGACAUCUUUGCCUUGACGUCGGUCAAAGGGUUGGGCAACUUUGGAAUGACGUUCUUGUACCGGGCCCGACCUUCCGAGAUGGAAAACGAUGUGGAAUCACCCGAUGGAGGGCGUUGGGUUCAGUCAGAUAAACAACUGCCCUGCAGACACCAGCGUGCGACGGUCGUGGCUAGUGUCUACAAGGAAACAGACGCAUACUUACUUGCACACCCGCUGCGGACUGCUUGCUCCCCAUAG